Molecule: messenger RNA, 366 nt
Organism: Ostreococcus lucimarinus CCE9901
Lineage: Eukaryota; Viridiplantae; Chlorophyta; Mamiellophyceae; Mamiellales; Bathycoccaceae
Exons: 1
Coding region: 1-366 (121 amino acids)
Biological process (GO): autophagosome assembly; protein folding in endoplasmic reticulum
Cellular component (GO): EMC complex; membrane; endoplasmic reticulum
Source: RefSeq, a predicted model, not a curated record
AUGCGCGCGAGGCGAACGGGCGCGGCGGCGGCGAACGAGGACGACGCGCGAUUGGCCAAGUAUCUCGUCGUGAACGCGGAAAACGUCGCGCACAACGCGCGAGUGAGCGCGCGAGUGUUCACGUACCUGAGCAUCGUGUCCGGAAUCGCGAUCGGCGCGCUCGGAUACACCGGAGUGCGAGGGUUCGCGGCGCACGGGGUGUUUAUGCUGGCGAGCGCGUGCGCGGUGGCGGCGAGCAAGUGCGAGGGACGACCGACGAGUUUCUUUCCGUCCGUCGAUAAGGUGUUCCUGGACGGACCGAACGCUGGAUUGCCGACGUUUGUGUUGUUUUGGACGCUGUCGUAUAAUUGCUGGCACUUGUUUUAG